This is a messenger RNA of Culex pipiens pallens (northern house mosquito), 2807 nucleotides long. It is a transcript of the gene bgm, whose product is annotated as very long-chain-fatty-acid--CoA ligase bubblegum. The transcript has 9 exons. Bases 322 to 2322 code for a protein of 666 amino acids. Gene Ontology annotation, cellular component: membrane; endoplasmic reticulum. Lineage: Eukaryota; Metazoa; Arthropoda; Insecta; Diptera; Culicidae. Gene Ontology annotation, molecular function: long-chain fatty acid-CoA ligase activity. The record is from RefSeq and is a predicted model, not a curated record.
UGGUUUCGAAGGUCAGUUUUUGCGUUUGUUUGGUGACCUCCUCCGUCAAACUUUGUGCCGCCGGUGAAGUUAGUUUUUAAAGUUCAGUUCAGAGCAGAAAAGAAGGAGUUGUGUGGUGGUGGGAAGAAAACAAAACAGACAGCAGCGGAGACCACGCGAGGUUGUUCGCGUCCAAUCAGACACAUUCGCAUAAAACAGGCGAUAUAAUAAUACAAGAGGAAGUUUGGCGCGCGCUCUCCCGAGCGAGCCCAUCAACACGAACCGUGAAACGGUCAACCACGCUUUAGUUGCAAUUGCAGUGUCCACUCAGUUUGAUCAAAAAUGGCGGAACAAAUGAACGGAAGUGUUAAAACCGACGGCCGGAUCCUGCCGGCGGACAGUUACACCACCACCGAUCCCACCAAGCCGGUCAAGCUGCGCCUCGCCAGCGAGGGGGUGGCCUCGCUGGACCCGCUGUCCGUUCCGGAUCUGAUGAACCGUACCGUGCGCGACUAUCCGGACCACCCGGCGAUGAUGUACAAAAACGCGCAAAAAGUGUGGACACCAAUCACGUACAAAGAAUACCAGCAGCGCGUGCACAAGAUGGCCAAAGUGUUUAUCAAGCUGGGCCUGGAACCGCACCACACCGUCAGCGUGCUCGCCUUCAACAGCCCCGAAUGGUUCGUCUCGGAACUGGCCGCGAUCCACGCCGGUGGCAUCAUUGCCGGUGUUUAUACGACCAACUCGGCCGAAUCGGUGCAGCACGUGCUGGAGAGCUCCCGGUCCAACGUGGUCAUCGUGGACGACGCCAAGCAGAUGGAGAAGAUCUACGCCAUCAAGGACAAGGUGCCGCACCUGAAGGCCGUGAUCCAAACGACGGCCCCGUACGCGCCCUACGUCAAACCCGAGGACGGAUACUAUCGGUGGUCCGACCUGGAAGAGAUGAACACCGACGACGUGGAGGAGGAGUUCCAGAACCGGUUGGCCAACAUUGCCAUCAACCAUUGCUGCUGUCUGGUGUACACCUCUGGUACCGUCGGUAAUCCGAAGGGCGUGAUGUUGUCCCACGACAGCCUGACCUGGGACUCGUACACGAUCGGCAAGCGGCUCGAUCAGAUCCAGUACGGAAGCGAAGUCCUCGUUUCAUUCCUUCCCCUUAGCCACGUUGCCGCCCAGAUGGUGGACAUCUUCCUGACGCUGCAGUUCGCCUGUACCGUUUACUUCGCCGACAAGGACGCCAUGAAGGGCACGCUGAUCAACACGCUGCAGGAGGCCAAACCGACGCGCAUGUUGGCCGUCCCGCGCGUCUACGAGAAGAUCCAGGAGAAGAUGUUGGCCGUCGGAGCGCAGAGCGGAGCCGCCAAGAAGAUGAUCUCCAGCUGGGCCAAGAGCGUAACGCUGCAGCAUCACCUGAACGCCAUGGAGGGCAAGCCAACCAACUCGCUGUCCUACCGGUUCAUCCGGAACUUCCUGCUCUCGAAGGUCAAGGACGCGCUCGGUCUGUCCCGCUGUCUGACCAUGGUCACGGCGGCUGCCCCGAUGGACCCGGAAACCAAGAAAUACUUCAUGAGCCUGGAUCUUCCGAUCAUGGAGGCGUUCGGAAUGUCGGAAACGUCCGGUGCCCACUCGCUGACCGCUCCGGACAGCUACAACUUUGCCACGAUCGGUAAGAGUUUGGGCGGUUGUGAGACCAAGAUCGACAAGCCGGAUGAGCGAGGUCAUGGGGAGAUUUGUAUGCGCGGUCGGCACAUCCUGAUGGGUUACGUCGGGGAGGAGGCCAAGACGAAGGACGCCGUCGAUGAGGAGGGGUGGUUGCACUCGGGAGAUGUGGGCUACGUGGACGAGCACGGAUUUAUCUACAUCACGGGAAGGAUUAAGGAACUGAUCAUCACGGCCGGUGGCGAAAACAUCCCGCCCGUGCACUGCGAGAACCUGGUCAAGAACGAGCUGAUGCAGGUCAGCAACGCGUUCCUCGUCGGCGAUAAGCGCAAGUUCCUGACGAUGCUGGUGACGCUCAAAACGCAGAUGAACCUGGACAGCGGCGAGCCGAAGGACGAGCUUGCGCCGGAGACGGCCGCCUGGGUGAAGGGGCUGGGCGUGGAGCACACCAAGCUGAGCCAGAUUGUGGCGGCGGGGCCGUGUCCGAAGGUUCUUCAAGCCAUCCAGGAGGGCAUCGAUCGUGCCAACAAGAAGGCCAUUUCCAACGCUCAAAAAAUCCAGAAGUUUGCGCUGCUGCCGGUUGACUUUUCCGUGCCCGGAGGAGAACUUGGACCAACGCUAAAGGUCAAGCGCAACAUCGUCCAGGAAAAGUACAAGGACGUGAUUGAAAAGUUCUACGCCUGAAAAUGUUUGCCCCUUCUUUUGUUACAAAAAUAAUUAUUUUCUGUUAUGUUUUUGGAGAUUUUUUUUUAUACCUACUUUAGUUUAUUUGCUGUCGCAAAAGGCUAGCGAUGGGACUUAAAGACACUCAACCAUCACAACCAAAACCUGCUUAGGAUUAGUGUAUUGUACUACUACCUUUAUGCCAACGCGUGGUGAGCACGUUCGGUUGGUGAUAUUAUUUAGAGAGAAAAGCCAUCAAACGGUGGAAACCGGGGUGGCGCACCCUUUUCCACAGGUGGAUUAAAGACACACAUAUCCCUCCUCCCCGCAGGGUUCUGUACAUAAGAUUCCAUUUUAGGGCGUAAUUAUUACCUCAUUAGUAGAGAAAGAGCGAGAGUCAUAUUGUUGUGUGUUUAGUUGAUAACGGAGAAGCGACGGAGCGAAGCAGCGAGCAAGAAGUGCGACGCCGGUUAGCUGUUAAUUGAAUAAAAUCAAUUUUCGUAUAA